AAAAAAAUAUUAUAUUAAUCUCAGAGUGGCUCCACUGUCACCAUACCUCGUAUCAUAGACGACGAUAGCUUUUUGGUUUCAUCGAAUCUGAAUUCCAUUUUGUCUGUGGUUCACGAUGGCUACUCAAGGACAAGUCAUUACGUGCAAAGCCGCGGUGGCCUGGGAACCCAACAAGCCAUUGACCAUCGAGGACGUUCAGGUGGCUCCGCCGCAGAACGGCGAGGUCCGUGUCCAAAUUCUCUACACUGCUCUCUGUCACACCGAUGCUUACACUUGGAGCGGCAAGGAUCCAGAAGGUCUUUUCCCAUGUAUACUUGGUCAUGAGGCUGCAGGGGUUGUGGAAAGUGUUGGAGAAGGUGUUACUGAAAUUCAGCCUGGUGAUCAUGUCAUCCCUUGUUACCAGGCUGAAUGUGGAGAGUGCAAGUUUUGCAAAUCAGGCAAAACCAAUCUGUGUGGCAAAGUUCGAUCUGCCACUGGGGUAGGGGUCAUGCUGAGCGAUCACAAGAGUCGUUUCUCUAUUAAUGGAAAACCACUCUAUCAUUUUAUGGGAACCUCCACAUUUAGUCAAUACACUGUUGUUCAUGAUGUUAGUGUAGCUAAGAUCGAUCCCAAAGCUCCAUUGGAGAAAGUUUGUCUUCUUGGAUGUGGUGUUCCAACCGGCCUUGGAGCUGUCUGGAACACUGCAAAGGUGGAAGCGGGGUCAAUUGUUGCUAUUUUUGGCCUUGGAACUGUUGGGCUGGCUGUUGCAGAGGGUGCAAGAGCUGUUGGUGCAUCACGAAUUAUUGGCAUAGAUAUUGACAGCAAUAAGUUUGAAAGAGCAAAGAACUUUGGAGUCACCGAGUUUAUUAAUCCAAAAGAACAUGAGAAACCAAUUCAGCAGGUCAUAGUUGAUCUCACAGAUGGUGGAGUUGAUUAUAGCUUUGAGUGCAUUGGAAAUGUCUCAGUGAUGAGGGCUGCUUUGGAAUGCUGCCAUAAGGGCUGGGGGACAUCAGUUAUUGUGGGUGUUGCAGCAUCAGGGCAGGAAAUAUCUACUCGACCUUUCCAAUUGGUGACUGGUCGUGUAUGGAAAGGAACAGCUUUUGGUGGCUUCAAGAGCCGGUCACAAGUUCCUUGGCUUGUAGACAAAUACAUGAAGAAGGAAAUCAAGGUUGAUGAGUACAUUACCCACAAUUUGAGUCUUGCGGAGAUCAAUAAGGCAUUUGACCUCAUGCAUGAAGGAGGAUGUCUCCGUUGUGUGCUUGCAAUGCAGAAGUGAGGUGAUCUAGUUAGUUAAGCCUUUGCUUGUGGUGGUUGAAGAAAAGUCAAUCAUAGUCAUGCCUUUAUAAUAAUAUGAACUUUGUCUUCCCAAGUCACUCAGCAUGAAGAAA
Molecule: messenger RNA, 1367 nt
Organism: Cajanus cajan (pigeon pea)
Lineage: Eukaryota; Viridiplantae; Streptophyta; Magnoliopsida; Fabales; Fabaceae
Product: alcohol dehydrogenase class-3
Biological process (GO): formaldehyde catabolic process
Cellular component (GO): cytosol
Molecular function (GO): zinc ion binding; alcohol dehydrogenase (NAD+) activity; S-(hydroxymethyl)glutathione dehydrogenase [NAD(P)+] activity
Source: RefSeq, a predicted model, not a curated record